ACCUAAUGGCGAUGAUGUUAGCUACAAUUUGAACCGUCUUUGCCGUACGUUAGAUCUAUAGAUGAGAGAGGUUUCAAUUGAAACUAUAUAAAAACAUGGCAGCUGAAAGAUUAGAUAUAGACUCUAAGGCAGAUUUAGUUACCCAGGAGUCAAGCGAGGAGCCCCCUUCUAAACGCCCUCGAUUUGAAAUUGAGGAAGGUAGCAGUAACCAGACAUCAGAUUUCACAGGUGAUGGUGAUGUUCAUAGCCUGAAACGAUCAGAUACUGUCGAGUAUGAUUUGGUGGGAGUGCUAGAAAGUAAAAAUGGUGUGCAAGAGGAGGUCAAAGCGGGGUCAGGGAUCACAGGUGGUUCUACCCUGAAUGGUACUCAGGAGUACAAUCUUGAAGGGAAAACAACAGAAAAAAGCAAUGGUAAUGAUGACAUCACAAAGGGGUCACAGGUCAUGGAUGAUUCUACCGUCUGUGGUACACAGGAGUAUAAUUUAGAGGAUGUAGAAAAGAAUUAUGGAACUGAUGAGGUCACUGAGGGGUCAGAGGUUGUGAACCAUUCUGACCCCAGUGGUACACAGGAAUAUAAUUUAGAGGCUACUAACAGAAAAAAUGAUGGAACAAAUGAGGUCUCAGGAGAGUCAGGGGUCAAAGAUAAUGCUUCUAUCACAGAAAAUGAACAGAAAAAUAUUGAUGCUCAGGAGGUCACAGAAAGGUCAGCAACAGAAAAUGUGAUCACUGAGGAAAACACAAAUGACUUACCUGUUGUGCCUACCCUUACAAAAAUCCCAUCUGUGUUGCAGGAUGCUGAACUCAUAGCAGGUAUUGUUGACGGGGUUGAUGCUGAUGUGAUUUAUAACAAACUAAAGGAACACAGAGGAAACCCUGACCGUGUCAAUUUGGUGACCAAUGAAAUUCUGGAGGAAGCUGGGCAUGCUUUGACUUCCUCAUCAACACAACAGCAGCUGGGCCAGACUCCAUCAUCCUUCAUGGAGGAUUUUGUUUCCGUGAUUGACAAGUCCAUGGCUAACAUGUCUGCCCUGCCUCUGUCAGCCAAUGAAAUUCACCAGUUGUUACUUUCUGAGGGAGAACGAUUGGACAGGGUAGACAGAGUGGUCAGCAAAUUACUGACCAAGCAUUACAGUUCAUUACUGACCACUCGUGAAGAUUUUGCAGCAGAUGUCCAGAGAGUUAUUGAAGUCUUGCCAGGGGCUAACCCCAACGAAGUAUUUAGGUUGUUACAAGAAAGAGAGAACCAGGCCAAUAGGAUAGAUCUAGUGGUAAAUUUUCUGCAAAGUCGAUCUGUUACACGAUUGGCCAGGGUGGAGACGCUGCCUGAUGACCCCGCCCUCCAUCGUGACCCGCUCUACAGAGACAUGAGAAUAGUUGCUAAAGUGUUACCAGAUGUCAACCCAAACGAGAUAUAUGCUUAUCUAGAGGCCCACAACCAUCAGAAGAAUCGCAUCCAGUUGGUGAUUGAGGAGUUGAUGAGAAUUGUACCGACCAGCACCCCUAGUAUUGGAAGCAGCAAUGCAAGCUCACUAGAUGAUACAGUUCCUAUGGGAAAGAGGAUUGCUUACAAUAUCGGUGAUGAGGUGGAUGAGCUGAAGGGAGUCUUUCCGGACUGUGAUCCUACAUAUCUUUAUAAUGAGUUAGAGAAACGACAAGAUGAUAAAGAUCGUGUAAAAAACCUAGCAUGGGCCAUGUUUGAAAACAAGGAUUAUCCCAAAUACGCAGAGGUAAUGAAAGAGAAGGAAAAACUCACCAUAAAGGAACGAAUUGAAAAUAUGACAUUUGAUUUGAAGGACUUCUUAUCAAGGUUUCCAGACCCAUGCAGUACAUUUGAAGAAAGCAACAAGCUGAUGGGUGAAAACUACCGACAACAUGUGCAGGCACAGAUCAGAAAUGACUUCAGAGAACUAAAGACAGGAUUUCUUUUAUAUAUUACGACAAAAAACAAAUUCCAUUAUACUGCUAGCAAAAAGGAAAUACAGGAAAGGAUUAAAGAUCUGCCAGAAGAAUCCAGGAAGUAUAAACAAGUGCCCAGACAGGAGGAGCCACUGCCUGAAGAACCUGAUGAGUUUUUCUUUUACGAAAAAAUGUUUGUGGCUCACAAAGAUGAAAUUCUAGAUCAUCAAGAAGAGGAAAAGAAACUCAAAGAAUUAAAGCGAUUGCAAGCUAAAGAAAAUGAAGAACUUCUUGAAUGUGGUUGUUGUUAUGACGAUGAGUGCUUAAUUGAGGAUAUGGCAUCUUGUCAGGAUGGCCAUCUUUUCUGCAAGGACUGUAUAAAAAGGUCAUCAGAGGUUGCCAUUGGAGAUGGACAGUGUGUCUUUCCUUGUUUCACAGAUAAUUGUGAUUUUCAGUUCCCACUUCCUGUACUACAGGCUGUCAUGUCUCCAAACAUGUUCUCCAUCUUGUUGAGGAGAAUGCAGGAAGAGGAGGUCAAACAGGCAGCCAUACCAGACCUGGUCAGCUGUCCUUUCUGUAGCUUUGCUACCAUCAUCUCUAAUCCUAAUGAUAAAGUUUUCAAGUGUCUUAAUCCUGAGUGUCUAAAGGAAUCCUGUAGGCUUUGUAAGGAACCCAACCAUAUUCCACUCGGUUGUAAUGAGAUUGAGAAACAAGGAGAAAGGAAUAUGAGGACAUAUAUUGAGACCUGUGUGUCAGAGGCCAUGCUUCGUGAGUGCCACAUGUGCCACAGGAGGUUCUACAAGGAGUACGGUUGUAACAAGAUGACCUGUACCUGUGGUGCAUCCCAGUGCUACUUGUGUCAAAAGCCAGUUGAUGAUUAUGACCAUUUUGAUGAUGAUGAUGAAGAAAAGUGCAAUUUAUAUUCAAAUCCACGUGAACUCCAUAUCGCGGAGAUGAGAGCAGCAGUUGCAGCUGGUAUUGAGAAGUACAAAGCAGAACAUCCAGAGGCAGCUGACAUCACACUUAAAUACGAUGCAGAGAAACAUAUAGAGGAAUUGGCUGCGGAGUUUGCAGAAGAUGAAGAAUAUGAUCCUGAUGGAGGGGACAGUGAAGGGGAUGACAAUGAUGAUGGCUCAAAUCCAGAGCUGAGUUCAGACAAUGAUGAUAAUUGGAGAGAUGAUGAUGAUGAUGAGUUAUGAGAAAUGAACAGUACAGCAACCAUACUUCUGAAGUGUACCAAUGAGAAACGUAGUACGGUGGUUGUACUUUUGAAUUUCAUCAAUGGGAAAGGUACCGUGGCCAUAUUUCUGAAGGUUAUUAAAGAGGAACAUAUAUAAAUGAGAAAUGUACAGCAGGGUGGCUGCACUAUUGAGGGUCAUCGAUUAGAAAUGGACAGCUGGGUGGCUGCACUAUUGAGGGUCAUCGAUUAGAAAUGUACAGCUGGGUGGCUGCACUAUUGAGGGUCAUCGAUUAGAAAUGGACAGCUGGGUGGCUGCACUAUUGAGGGUCAUCGAUUAGAAAUGGACAGCUGGGUGGCUGCACUAUUGAGGGUCAUCGAUUAGAAAUGGACAGCUGGGUGGCUGCACUAUUGAGGGUCAUUGAUUAGAAAUGUACAGCAGGGUGGCUGCACUAUUGAGGGUCAUCGAUUAGAAAUGGACAGCUGGGUGGCUGUACAUCUGAAGGUCCUCAAUGGGAUAUGUCCAAUGUGGUUGCCCUACAUAUGAAUGUCAUCAGUGAGAAACAUUGAGUAGGAUGGCUGUACUUCUGAAGGUCACCAAGGAAAAAUGUACAGCAUUGUGGCCAUCCUCUGAAGGACAUCAAAGUCCUGGGUUUGGAUGUUCAAGUAGUUUGUGAUGAAUAAAUUAUUUACUUAUCAAUGAUUGUGAUACAUACACUGCAUUCUAUAUUAUUUUGGUUGUCAAUAUGUUGUAGAUAUCAGUUUCUGAAUUUAGUGAAAUAUUCCGGAGAUCAUAUACAUUAUCAGGCAGAUAAAAUAUGUUAGUCAAAGAACAACAAUGCAGAUUGAUUAUCAAAAAAUAGUAUUGUUUCUAAUUGUGUUCCUACAAGGCUGCAUUUAUCAAAGAGCAUUAAUCAGAACUUAACACAAAAUUUUUGUCAAGUAUUUUAAUUUCAGAUAUGUUGAUGGUGUGUUCUCUUUAAAUCAAACAUUAUUGACCAAAUCAGUAGGCCGCUAAUGACAUGACAUACUAUUAAUAAUAAUACAAAGACAUGACAGACAGCAAACCAUUUGGUGGUUUCAAAUUUCUGUGUAUGAGUAUUAAUUUCUUUACAGUAAAUUCCUAUCUGUUAGUGUUGUGGUUGAUGAGACAUUCAAGUGUAUAAUUUCAAUAUAUACAGUAAAACAUGGAUAAGUGGAAGUCGAUGGGACCAAAUGAAAUAUUUGACUGAUCAGAUGGUUCGACUUAGCCGUGUUUCUAUGACCGGGGACAUUUUGCGUCAAUCUUAUUUCCGGUUUACCGGAUACGUUUCUCAUUGCAUGGCGUGAUAGUAAUGAAAAAGUAAUAAAUAAACGAAAAUAUUU
Messenger RNA from Ylistrum balloti, 4438 nucleotides. RefSeq lists its product as uncharacterized. Gene Ontology annotation, molecular function: zinc ion binding. The record is from RefSeq and is a predicted model, not a curated record. NCBI's taxonomy places the organism in Eukaryota, Metazoa, Mollusca, Bivalvia, Pectinida, Pectinidae. The transcript has 9 exons. Bases 96 to 3095 code for a protein of 999 amino acids.